AUGGCAGAACGAGGACAGACCAACAACGAAUUUGAUGACGAAGAAGCUGCGUUUCUACGACAAGUUGAAAAGACAAAAGAUACUACAGUCCAACAAUGUGAGGACGUCAAAAAAUUAAUUAUCGGAAAACGACCUAGUCCAAACGCUUCACAGUCCGAAAAAGAUGAUUAUCGUGAACUUCUUCGAUAUGCUGAUCAAGGCAUGGGGAAACUUCGAAAUUGGAUUGAAAAUAUGUUUUCUAAACUCAUUGACAUUAUCAAACAAAUUGUCACUUGGAUUUGGAAUCAAAUUGUUGACAUUGGAAAAAAAAUUGCAAAUGCCUUCAAAAGUGUCAUCGAUCUCUUUUUUUAA
Molecule: messenger RNA, 351 nt
Organism: Rotaria sp. Silwood2
Lineage: Eukaryota; Metazoa; Rotifera; Eurotatoria; Philodinida; Philodinidae
Source: the annotation of a GenBank genome assembly